Racocetra persica is the source of this 473-nucleotide messenger RNA. The record is from the annotation of a GenBank genome assembly. NCBI's taxonomy places the organism in Eukaryota, Fungi, Glomeromycota, Glomeromycetes, Diversisporales, Gigasporaceae.
AUGGAAGUAGAAAUGUAUGUAGAAAUACCCAAAGGCAGUUCGGACAAGUAUGAGUAUAAUCCAGAUACUAAAAAAUUAGAAUUAGAUAGAGUUUUGUCAGUAGCUAUGUAUUAUCCAGAAAAAUAUGGUCUUAUUUUUGGAACCUUAGCACCAGACGGAGAUGAAUUGGAUGUUAUUUGUUUAACUGAGAGAACUGGUGGGGCAGGAGAAUAUAUUAAGGUGCGAAUUAUUGGGGUUUUAAGAAUGAUUGAUAACGGCGAACAAGACGACAAAUUGUUGGCAGUUGACAUUAAUGAGCCUGAACUAAAACACAUUCGGAGAUUAGAGGAUAUUCCUGAAUUACGAAAAAAAAAAAUUAAACAUUUUUUUUCUCAUUAUAAAGAUUUAGAAAAUAAAAAAGUACAAGUCGGAGAAUUUGAAGGUCAAGGGCAAGCCGAAAAAUUAUUAAAACAGUGUCAAGAAGCCUACAAAAA